AUGCGCGAGGCGGGGACCCCUGUGACUGGAGAUGCACACCUUGCCCAUCAUGGGCGCCAAGCUUUGGGCUCACCAAGCACGCCUUGCCACGCACCGUGCCGCACUCUGCCGCACGUGCCUGCAACGCCCUUCUGCCCGCCCAGCCGCGCUCUGUCACGCGAGCCUGCUGCGCCCUGCAUGCCUGCCACGCACUCUGCCACCACGCCUACUACGCACUCUGCAAUUACGCCUGCUGCUGUGCCUGCCACGCGCCUACCGUGCGCUCUGGCUCAGUACCUCUAUCUGUCGUCUCCUCCGCCUGUUGCUCUCCCCUCUCAUCUUGCAGCUAUGCCCCUGCUCACUUCUGUCAUGGGGUUUGAGUUCGUCAUGCGACUCAAUGUGGAGGGGCGGGCAAGCGACUUACAUGCAUGGCUGCUCAAUGCCAAGCUCCACCUGCAGAGGCAGUUCCAGGACGAUGCCUACCUGUACGCCAACGUGUCAGAUCAGCUACAUACCCUCCCCCGUCCUACUGCUCUUGCUGCUGGCACCACCUCGAAGGAGUAG
Molecule: messenger RNA, 543 nt
Organism: Closterium sp. NIES-65
Lineage: Eukaryota; Viridiplantae; Streptophyta; Zygnematophyceae; Desmidiales; Closteriaceae
Source: the annotation of a GenBank genome assembly